AUGGUGGCCGACAGGACCAAGAAGUUGAAGGUUUCCGAAAAGGGCGAGAACCUCGACGAAAUCGACGGAGAACUCGUCCUCUCCAUCGAGAAGUUGCAGGAGAUCCAAGACGAGCUCGAAAAGAUCAAUGAAGAAGCCAGCGACAAAGUUCUCGAGAUAGAGCAGAAGUACAACGAGAUAAGGAAGCCCGUUUAUGACAAGCGGAAUGAUAUUAUCAAGUCAAUUCCUGAUUUUUGGUUAACUGCUUUUUUGAGUCAUCCUGCUCUUGGUGAUCUUUUGAACGAGGAAGAUCAGAAGAUAUUUAAGUAUUUGAGUUCUCUUGAGGUUGAAGAUUUUAAAGAUGUCAAAUCAGGCUACUCAAUCACCUUUAAUUUCAACGCCAAUCCCUAUUUUGAAGAUACAAAACUUGUAAAGACUUAUACAUUCCUUGAGGAGGGAACAACAAAAGUCACUGCCACUCCCAUAAAAUGGAAGGAGGGCAAGGGCAUACCCAAUGGAGUCAACCAUGAGAAAAAGGGGAACAAGCGGGCUCCUACUGAUAUCAGCUUCUUUAGUUGGUUUAACGACACUGAGCAGAAAGAUGAAAUUGAUGACAUCCAUGAUGAGGUUGCAGAAUUGAUCAAGGAUGAUUUAUGGCCAAAUCCACUUACUUAUUUCAACAAU
Sphenostylis stenocarpa is the source of this 663-nucleotide messenger RNA. The record is from the annotation of a GenBank genome assembly. NCBI's taxonomy places the organism in Eukaryota, Viridiplantae, Streptophyta, Magnoliopsida, Fabales, Fabaceae.